Molecule: messenger RNA, 1881 nt
Organism: Salpingoeca rosetta
Lineage: Eukaryota; Choanoflagellata; Craspedida; Salpingoecidae
Exons: 2
Coding region: 1-1881 (626 amino acids)
Source: RefSeq, a predicted model, not a curated record
AUGUUGCUGACUCAUCAAGAGGAGGAGGACAAGGACAAUCCCUUGGAGGCUGUAACGGUGGUUGGUGUGGCUGAUGCUCAGGAUGCCGGUGUUGGUGGCAUUUCCCCUGAGCCCGACUGCGAAGACGACACUCCACACAGUCACAGAAGGCAACCAACACAGCAGCAGGAGCAGGGAAGUGAGGCAUAUCAGCCUUUGUUCACUGGCCCAUCACCCCAGCACAUGUCCCUCUCCACCGUCCUGUGGCCGCAGUUCAACGCCCUGUCCACCGUUUACCGCGAGGCAUCGACGCGGUUCACCCGCACCCUGCAACGGUCAAAACAGUCCUUGACAUCCUGCUGGGAAGACACCAUCCUCUUUGUGUCGUCGUCGCUGAAGCUCACCGGCGACAAGAAUCGGGACAAGAACAGCACCACUGAAAGCACGGCGCUGGCCAGCAACGGCUGUGCCAAGUUGGGAGGGCUCUCGUCUUUGGUGCGCGAGCUGGUUUCCACAUGGACCGUGCCCAGCAUGCCAGUUGUUUCUGUCGCACCAGUGUUGCCCCACACCCAACACUUUCAAGCCGAAGUCGAUGUGCAGCAAGAUCUGCAACAAGACCUGCAGCAACGACAGUCGAUACAGCACAGGCAACAGUACCGUGGCCAUGAACACAGGAGGAAGAUCAGUGAUUCUGGUUUCUGGGAAGACUGGCCUGAUGAGGUUGGUGUGGAUGACCUGCACAACCAUCGCCAGCCACAGCAGCACCAGCAGCCACAUCAGCACCAGCCACAGUACCCGUUCACCAGUUUCAAUGACACAACUGACUAUCUGCAGCCACUCAUCACCAUCGACAGCCUGUACAACACCACUGACACGGCAGGCAGUGGUGUGGCAACUCCUCCGGUUGAGCCUGCAACAAAUGCGGCAGCUCAAACAGCAAGCAUCAUGGGUCAGAGUCCACCACCACCACGUGAGUUGCCGGCGCCAGCGCAGCGCACCGAGUCAAAUGCCCUCUCUGCUGCUGCCAUGCACGGCACAGGCACCCAGCCAUACGAUGAUUUCAGCGGCCAACUUGACUGGCCGGCCUGUGAUGACAUCCAGAGCUUCCUCUUUGACAGCGGCCCCACCUCCUUGACCACAGGCAGCAGUACUCUCGACAGCACAGCGUGGCGGCCCCUGUUACGCACGUCUUCGUCAUCAUCGUCAUCGUCAUCAUCAUCUGCAUCCUGGCCGUCGAACGAGCAUGGCGGACUGCAGCAGCGCCAGCACAAGCGGCGGCGCACGCGGCACUGCAGGGCCUUCCCACCGCCACCAAGGGUGUAUGAAGAGUAUGGUGCGUACAUGGCUGCAUUUAUGGCUGCCAGCCCACGUGACAAGGAGAAGAUGCUGCGGGACCGAAGGCUGACGACAGACCGAUACGCACAGCUGAGGUACUGGGCAAAGCGUGUGGACCCAACGCACCACGCCGUGCUGGGUGCAUAUCGCACCCGCAUGAACAACCGCAAGAACAAGCGGCACCAGCGGCAGCGCGAGCGUGCUGCAUCCACGGCAAAGUCGCGGUCACGCAACCCAAUGCCAAACCUGGCUCUGAAAGAGCUAGCAGCCACGAUACAGGGCGGAGGUGUGGGGUGGUCGAGCGGCCCCAGCAUGUUCCCAGUGGCACGAUCGCCACAGGCGUCACCGUUCUUCGAACCGUGGCAAGCCCAGACUGCGAGCAGCUUCUUUGGCUUUGCCAACACCCCAGGGACAAGGACAGGGCGCAGCCAGUCGUCUCGACCAAACCCUCUCGACCAAGAGCUGCCACCAUGUGAUCCGCAGUGGCUGCCACCGCGAUCGCGUUUCCCACAAGAACAACAAGAAGCUGAAGAGUUCGCCAUGGCAUUUGAUGUGCCCAUGAUGUGA